Messenger RNA from Limulus polyphemus (Atlantic horseshoe crab), 5254 nucleotides. RefSeq lists its product as uncharacterized. The record is from RefSeq and is a predicted model, not a curated record. Lineage: Eukaryota; Metazoa; Arthropoda; Merostomata; Xiphosura; Limulidae. The transcript is spliced from 6 exons. Gene Ontology annotation, molecular function: protein binding. Bases 266 to 2137 code for a protein of 623 amino acids.
AGGUGUAACAACAUCUGGAAGCAGUGUAAACAUGAGAAUGACUCACAGCAGCAGGAGAAGCAUCACGCCUGACCCUGUGGGAGGUGUAACGUACGUUGUGAGCAGUAGCACUAGCUAAAGUCCGCGUUUCUCACAGAUAGUUCCGAUAUACCAUGUGUUGGUGCUGAGGAGAGAGAAUGUGCGUCAGUACAUAAGUCCAAAACAAACAACUGUAGUUUCUGUGGUCGAGGGUAUUGUGUAAUAUACGAUUUGGCCAUGUAACAAAAUGUUUCACGCGAGGAAGACUAAAUCUCAGCUCGGGACGCUGAUCGAGGAGAACGUUUUUGUUGAUAGUUAUAAAAGAAAUCCUGUAACAUCGGAGCAGCGUCGUUGUGGCCUUCAGUUUUCUUCUGCCAGUUCACUUCAACUUCGGUCUGAUGAAUCGGGUUACGACAGUGACAGCACGAAAAACAGCAGAGAAGAAGUUCCGUUUGAAGGAAAACACGAUACAUCAAAUGAAAACUUCGGAGUUUCUCAUCCACUAAAAACAGUUCGUCAGGAAAGCAACAGUUACGAGCGUACAACAAUGUCAACAGAAAGUAAUCUUCAGAAAUUUGCCAUGUUUUUACAGAAACUGACCAGUUCAGGACAAACUGAUCAUCUAGCUAAGCCUCUUUUCAGCAGAGGGCAUAAAAGGACAAAGAGUGCUUGUGAUUUGAAGCCAAUAUUAAGAAAUGAAGUUCAAAAUUUGACUCCAAAGCCUUAUUCUGACGUGUUACCAGACAAAGAAAAUCACCUUUGUGACCGGAAUAAAACCACGGAACGAAAAGAAACCAACAACUUUACAUCAGUAGUUAGACCUAAUUGUGAAGUCAAAAAAUCAAGUUCUAAAUUUGAGCAAUUUAAGGCAUGGACUUUAGACCGCAAGUUUCUUAGAAACAAACGAAAGAAAACACCUAAGCAGUUUUUUUCGAAAGAGGGUGAUUCAUUCAAUGACGACGAUAAAAGAAAUAGUUUAUUUGCACUAAAUCUGUGUGUAGAUAGAAAUCACUCAACAGAAGAGUUUUGUGGAAACUGUUCCUCGAUUCAUUCCGAAACUAUAGGAAAAGGAAACGUAAAUAUAAACAGGGUGGAAACCUGUGUUCGUGAAGACGUGAGCGGCGAUUUAAAUUAUGAGUUAAAGUUAAAAAAGGCCAGUCAUUUCGUUGUAUCUUCCUACGAUAACAAAUGGAGGAAACAAUGGCUCGAGGACCAUCUUGAUUACAGAGGGCAUUCAAGAUUACGAAGUGGAUCCAGUAAUGACUGUUCUCAACACAGGUUGUCUCUACAAUACGUACAAGACUCCCAAACAUUUUUUGUCGAGUUAAAAAGAAACAAUUUCGGGGAAUUAGGAAUUUCUGUUGGCCCUUACAAAGUUGAUAAACAGUUACCUAAAAGAUACAUCAUAACAAAACAGGAAAAACACAGCACAGGAGAAAGAUGCGACCAUCUUCAGUCAGGAGAUGAAGUUCUUAUGAUCAAUGGGCAACAGCUGCAUGGUGUGGAGUUUAAGGAAGUUCUGCGUCUUCUGGGUGAUCUAACCACAGAUGUCUACCACCUGGUGGUGCGAAGGCCUGACCACUGGAAAGGAAUUCAAUCGGAAUGUUCGAUGUUGCUAGAUCCAGUAAAGGGAAGUUCGCCUCUUGAUGAGACCUCAACGUAUAAUGACCAUGAAGUACACCUACCGUUUAGUAGCAGAAGACCUCAUAUAUUUGUCCAACAAGAAAGUCGGGUUGCUGAAACCGGUUUAUAUACACUGCCUAGAAAACCUAGGGCUUCUCAACUUUCUUUUCACACUGUUGUUUUUGAAAAAGGAUCAGGGAGGAAAAGCCUAGGGUUCAGUAUCGUUGGAGGAAAGGACUCACCAAAAGGUGCCAUGGGAAUCUUCGUGAAGACCAUCUUCCCAUACGGCCAAGCUGCAAAAACAAACCAACUUAAAGAAGGUGAUGAAAUUUUUAUGAUUAAUGGGCAACCAUUACAGGGCCUAUCACAUGCAGAUGCAAUAGCAGCUUUCAAACGGAUUAAACAAGGCUCUGUUGUUUUACGAGUGGGCCGAAGAGCAACGACAAAAAAGCACAAUCUGGUUUUCAAGUCAUGUAGCAACCUCGACAGUAUGUAAAUUCAUGUUAAUCAAGGUGUACAAAACUCAUACAGGAACAGAGAAAGGAUUAAAUAUGAAGCUACUCAAGAAACUUUGCAAAGGAAAUAUAGAGUAAAAAUGUGAGAAGAGAAAGAAGAAUAUACUGUGUAGGAAGAAUAGAAAAUAUAUAUGUUAGUUAUGUAGGCAGAAAAUAAGGAUAUGCGAUUAUACACUAAAUCUACCAGAGAAAUUAUAGUUGUGUCGUUUUUUAAACAAAACAUAUGGGAGAAAGUAUAGGGUAUAAUCGUGUCAUUGUUUAAACAAAACAUACAGAAAAAAACAUAGGUCGUUGAUGAGUUGUUCUACAUAAUAAGCUACAUAAUAAAUAAUGCAGUGCAUCUGUAUAUUAGAGUAAACAAGGAGCAAGAAUAGAAUAAAAAUAACUUUCAGAUCAACUUCAGGAUAUAACAGUUAUCUAAUCUUUUCAGUUGUUUCAAAAUAUUGGAGCAGUGUUUCAAGACAUGGUAAACAAGUGUAUAAAGAUAUUUGGAUAUAAUAUAUAUUUUAUGUGGCUUAUCAAACGUAUUUGUUAAGAAUGAGUAAGUUGUUUCUUUCAACAAAUGCUUAGGGUAACCAUGUGGAAAAAGAACACUUUAUAUAAAAUAUAUUUCUUUGUGAAUGGCUAGGUAAGAAGAGUUAAGGCUGUAGGCUCUUUUCUGUAGGCAAAGUAUAAGGUUGCAUUUGAAAGAAGGUAUAAAGCUGUCAAACUGGGUGAAAAGUCCAGUAAAUGUAUUUUUAUAACAGACAGAAGCAGAAAAACUCUUAGUAUCACGAUUAUCUAGAACGUCCAGAAAAGAAAUAGAAUUAUUAGUCCCAAACUGUCUUAAGCAUUUGCUUACCAUACCUGGAAGACAGAGCUUCAUUAACAUGAAACAAAUGAAAAUAAUAGAAUGUGUGUGGUUUUGUUUUGCUAUGUAACCUACAGGAGAAGAGAACUGGUGUACAGUUUUUGUAGACAAUGCAAAGUGAAAACAGAAGAAUGUGUUUAACUGUUUGUUUGAUAAUUAUGAAGAAGUUAAAAAUUCUUGUAAAAGAAAGCAGUCAAUAACAAGGAUUUAAAUGUUGAAUAGAGGGGGUAUAAUUACUAUACAACUCCAAAAACAAAUCCAAUAUUUUGUAUUAUGGUAUUGCACACAAGGAAGAAAGGUUGAGAGAUGAGAAAUAAGUGUUUUCCAUUUCGUUGAAAUAAUUGUUAACACUGUUUUUGUUUUCUUUUAGUUAUUAAAUUUACAUUUUAUGUGUGAAUAAUGAACGGAGAGAAAUGUACGAUAUUUUUUGCAGAUAAUCCAACCCAACUUUCUGCUCUUUAGGUUUACAGUUAGAAGUAUUAUAAAAUGUGCUUUCUUUUUAAAAUUCAAAAUAUUAUAUGAAUUUAUAUCACCAUAACUGGACAAGCAGUAUAUAACUAGAUAUAAAAAAUAAAUUAUUCUCAUAUUCAAGUCAGAAUUAAUGAGGCUUCAUAUGUCAUUAUUCUAGAAACGUUAAUAAAUAUUCGUAAAUGAAACCAAAGAGUAGCACAUCAAAAAAUUCAGAUACUUAUGUAAAUAUGAUAAUACUAAGAUUCAGCCUGACUUUUGCACUAGAUGAGUGUAAUGAAACCCCAGUGUUACUAUAUAGCCAGAGAGAAUAGACACAACACUGAUUUCAACAUUCCAAGGCAACAAAUAUUAUGUGGUGUUCAUUAUUACUGAAUAUAAUUAUGACACUGAUGAGUUUUGCUGAUAAUUAUAGGAUAUAAUAAUAUAAGAAAUAUAAUGUUAAGUAACUAACUUCACAAUGAUCAAGGUAUGAAAAUUAUUAUUUAAUACCGCUGAAUUUUGUCUUUAUACUUUAUAUACUCUGAAAGCAUAUGUGACGUAUUUCUGUAUUUUAUUAUCAUGCCAUUUAACUGAUUGUUUAAAAGCUUUGUUGGUGCAUAUUAGAAUUUCAGCCCAAAUUAUGGUUCAUUGAGAAUUCGGGAAUCGCCAUACUUUAAUAUAUUUCAUUAUAACACGUGUAUGCAAAUAGUUUAGUAAAGUGUGUAAAACGUAAUAAAAAUAAACUUAAAUCUUCUUUGAACUUUUCCCUAUUUUCUCUAAUCCCAUGCACAGUUGAUGACCGUAUCUUAGAGUUUAUAGCAACUGAAAGUGUCUAAAAUGCACAACCAUAAUUCUUAAUGUAUAACUGUUGAAACUUUUCUAAAAUACAUUGGUAGACUUCUUAGCCAAUGACUGUUGAAACAUUUAAAGGCACUGCCAUAAAGCUUAAUAUGUAAAUGUUGAAACUUUACUAAUAUACACAGAAAGCGUUUUUACCUAUAACUAUUGAAAUUGUAUAAGUACACAGGGAGCGUAUUUAGUCUAUAACUGUGGACACAUUUUUAAAUAGAAGGCCAGAUUAAUUUGUCUGUAAACGUUGAAACUAUUCUGAUAUACAGAAACUUUCUGUCCACUUGUUGUUUGCAUCAAUUCCAGAGGUAGUGUCCCAUUUUUCCUUACCAAUUAAAGUUGAACAGUCACAGCUUAAGAUCCAGUGUCGGCCUACACACUGCGAGGUUUCCCAUCAAUAAACUCGUGGACUGGUUUCCUCAAAUAAUGAACUUAUCUCAUGUGGUGAAGAUGGAGUGUUCUUAGCUGAACAUUACCCCCAUAAUACCAGCUAAUUAUUAUUUUUACAAUGUCUGGUUACUUUUUGUUAUUCCUUUGAUCUGGUUAAGGUCUGGGACACAUCUUUAUGGUAUUGUCUCUUUUGCUUAUUAAAAACUGUCAAUCACUUACUGUUUGGGCUGUAAUGCCUAUAUUUCCUCAAUUAUAACAGUUCCGUUUUCCUAGCAUCUUUUGGAAAUCUUUUGUUCCAUACAUACGUUUACCUGCAGUUCCCAAUAGUUUUUAUAAAUACCAUUUUCUUUCAUAGUAUCUUGAAUGAUAUAUAAUUAUUUUUACUUUUAUGAUGGUGCUGUACAAGUAUUUUUCAAUACCUGGCAUAUUUCUGAAACCAUUAAAGACGUAGUCAAAUAAAUCAAUGUCCUUUGUCAUCCAAACAACAAUAAUAUCUAAUGCUAAUUGAAUGAAAAUGGAAGUAAAAAACUAACCACACCAAAUGAAACCAUGUCUUCAU